Molecule: messenger RNA, 210 nt
Organism: Colletotrichum costaricense
Lineage: Eukaryota; Fungi; Ascomycota; Sordariomycetes; Glomerellales; Glomerellaceae
Exons: 1
Coding region: 1-210 (69 amino acids)
Source: RefSeq, a predicted model, not a curated record
AUGGAAGGCUUCGAAGCUCUAAUUGCCGACAUAGAGCCAGCAACUGGAGUUGUACGAGACAAUGACUAUGAUUGGCCACAGAAUUCGACGCUAUCAGCAAGAGGCAUCCUUGAACUGGCAAAACUUGGUGACUUCAUCGAAGUUGAUAUAGCUAGUCUGGAAGAUCGAAGUAAAGCCACCCUUUUACAGAAGUUCCUAGUGUCAACCUAA